AUGUCUGUCUCCGCGAGGUAUACGCGAUACCUGGUGUUUGCCUUGGUGGGAUUGACAUUCUUCUACCUCGUCUCCCGAUCAUCUCUCCAGAUUCCAACUAGCUCCUCCUUUGCCCCACCCCCUCCUACAUAUGAAGAGGUCAAGGAGGGAAAAACACAAACGGCCGUUUCCACAUCCAAUGAAAGAGUGAACGCCACUUUUGUUACUCUCGCCCGUAACUCCGACAUUUGGGAAAUUGCCAAGUCCAUCCGCACCGUUGAGGACCGUUUCAACCGCAACUUCCAUUAUGACUGGGUAUUUCUGAAUGAUAACGAGUUUGACGACGAAUUCAAGAAGCUCACGACCGCACUGGUGUCUGGCACUACCCACUACGGCGUCAUUCCUAAGGAGCACUGGUCAUACCCGGAAUGGAUUGACGAGGACAAAGCGCGUGCUGCGCGCCUGGAGAUGGGUCGCAAGAAGAUUAUCUACGGUGACUCCGAGAGUUAUCGCCACAUGUGCCGCUACGAGUCUGGAUUCUUCUUCCGUCAUGAGUUGAUGAUGAACUAUGAGUACUACUGGCGCGUGGAGCCUAGCAUUGAGCUCUUCUGCGAUGUUCCCGGGGACCCAUUCCGAUUCAUGAAGGAGAACAACAAGAAGUACAGCUUCGUGAUCAGUCUGUAUGAGUACAUCGAGACCAUCCCCACCCUGUGGGAUAGUGUCAAGGGCUUCAUGAAGAGUCACCCGGAGCAUAUCGCUGAAGGCAACGCCAUGGACUUUAUCAGUGAGGAUGGUGGUGAGAGCUAUAACAAGUGUCACUUCUGGUCCAACUUUGAAAUUGGCAGCCUGGAAUGGCUGCGGUCCGACCAAUACAUUGACUACUUCACCACCCUGGACAAAGAUGGUGGAUUCUUCUACGAACGAUGGGGUGAUGCACCAGUCCACUCGAUUGCUGCCUCGAUUAUGCUCAAGUCGGAAGAAAUUCAUUUCUGGAAUGAAAUUGCCUACUAUCACGUUCCAUUUACCCAUUGCCCAAGCAGUGAGAAGACGAGGCUGGAUCUUCGCUGCCACUGCAAGCCCUCUGAGAACUUCGACUGGGCAGGCUACUCAUGCACAAAACGAUGGUUUGACGUGAACAAGUUGCAGAAACCAGAUGGCUGGGACUCGCAGCAGUGA
Penicillium longicatenatum is the source of this 1155-nucleotide messenger RNA. RefSeq names its product glycosyltransferase family 15 protein. Gene Ontology annotation, biological process: protein N-linked glycosylation; protein O-linked glycosylation; cell wall mannoprotein biosynthetic process. The record is from RefSeq and is a predicted model, not a curated record. Gene Ontology annotation, molecular function: alpha-1,2-mannosyltransferase activity. NCBI's taxonomy places the organism in Eukaryota, Fungi, Ascomycota, Eurotiomycetes, Eurotiales, Aspergillaceae. The coding region runs from base 1 to 1155 and encodes 384 amino acids. The transcript has 3 exons. Gene Ontology annotation, cellular component: membrane; Golgi apparatus.